Messenger RNA from Manis javanica (Malayan pangolin), 6067 nucleotides. RefSeq names its product frizzled class receptor 5 (gene FZD5). Gene Ontology annotation, biological process: non-canonical Wnt signaling pathway; canonical Wnt signaling pathway. The record is from RefSeq and is a predicted model, not a curated record. Lineage: Eukaryota; Metazoa; Chordata; Mammalia; Pholidota; Manidae. Gene Ontology annotation, cellular component: plasma membrane. Gene Ontology annotation, molecular function: Wnt receptor activity; Wnt-protein binding.
CCGCGCGGGCUGUGGGAGGCGAGGGCAGCGGGGGCUAUGGCUCGGCCCGAUCCGUGCGCGCCGCCCUCGCUGCUCCUGCUGCUCUUGGCGCAGCUGGUGGGCCGGGCGGCGGCCGCUUCCAAGGCCCCUGUGUGCCAGGAAAUCACGGUGCCCAUGUGUCGCGGCAUCGGCUACAACCUGACCCACAUGCCCAACCAGUUCAACCACGACACGCAGGACGAGGCGGGCCUGGAGGUGCACCAGUUCUGGCCGCUGGUGGAGAUCCACUGCUCGCCGGACCUGCGCUUCUUCCUGUGUUCCAUGUACACGCCCAUCUGCCUGCCGGACUACCAUAAGCCGCUGCCGCCCUGCCGCUCCGUGUGCGAGCGCGCCAAGGCCGGCUGCUCGCCGCUCAUGCGCCAGUACGGCUUCGCCUGGCCGGAGCGCAUGAGCUGCGACCGCCUUCCGGUGCUGGGCCGGGACGCCGAGGUCUUGUGCAUGGAUUACAACCGCAGUGAGGCCACUACAGCGCCCCCCAGGCCCUUCCCCGCCAAGCCCACCCUCCCAGGCCCGCCGGGGGUGCCGGCCUCUGGGAGCGAGUGCGCUGCCGGGGGCCCGUCGGUGUGCAAGUGCCGUGAACCCUUCGUGCCCAUUCUGAAGGAAUCGCACCCGCUCUACAACAAGGUACGGACGGGCCAGGUGCCCAACUGCGCGGUGCCGUGCUACCAGCCUUCCUUCAGCCCCGACGAGCGCACGUUCGCCACCUUCUGGAUUGGCCUGUGGUCUGUGCUGUGCUUCAUCUCCACCUCUACCACCGUGGCCACUUUCCUAAUAGACAUGGAACGCUUCCGCUACCCUGAGCGCCCCAUCAUAUUCCUGUCAGCCUGCUACUUGUGCGUGUCGCUAGGCUUCCUGGUGCGCCUGGUCGUGGGCCAUGCCAGCGUCGCCUGCAGCCGCGAGCACAGCCACAUUCACUAUGAGACGACGGGCCCGGCGCUGUGCACUGUCGUCUUCCUGCUGGUCUACUUCUUCGGUAUGGCCAGCUCCAUCUGGUGGGUCAUCCUGUCGCUCACCUGGUUCCUGGCGGCUGGCAUGAAGUGGGGCAAUGAGGCCAUCGCGGGCUAUGCGCAGUAUUUCCACCUGGCCGCGUGGCUCAUCCCGAGCGUCAAGUCCAUCACGGCGCUGGCACUGAGCUCUGUGGACGGGGACCCGGUAGCCGGCAUUUGCUACGUGGGCAACCAGAACCUGAACUCCCUGCGCGGCUUUGUGCUGGGCCCGCUGGUCCUCUAUCUGCUGGUGGGCACGCUCUUCCUCCUGGCGGGCUUCGUGUCGCUCUUCCGCAUCCGUAGCGUCAUCAAGCAGGGAGGCACGAAGACGGACAAGCUGGAGAAGCUCAUGAUCCGCAUCGGCAUCUUCACGCUGCUCUACACGGUGCCCGCCAGCAUCGUUGUGGCCUGCUACCUGUACGAGCAGCACUACCGCGAGAGCUGGGAGGCUGCGCUCACCUGCGCCUGCCCCGGCCCCGACGCCGGCCAGCCGCGCGCCAAGCCCGAGUACUGGGUGCUCAUGCUCAAGUACUUCAUGUGCCUCGUGGUGGGCAUCACGUCGGGCGUCUGGAUUUGGUCCGGCAAGACUGUGGAGUCGUGGCGGCGCUUCACCAGCCGCUGUUGCUGCCGCCCGCGGCGGGGCCACAAGAGCGGCGGCGCCACGGCCACCGCGGACUAUGCCGAGGCGAGCGCAGCGCUCACGGGUAGGACCGGGCCGGUGGGCCCCGCCACGGCCGCCUACCACAAGCAGGUGUCCCUGUCGCACGUGUAGGAGGCGGAGGCCGCGGAAAGCCGGGAGUUGGGGGGGAGGGCGUGUUUUGUUUGGUAGCUUUGCCAAGUUCACUUCCGUUUACCUUCCUGGUGCCGAUGCCCCCUCCUGGGGCAACUUGGAGAGAGGGGAAAGGGGCCGUUCCAAGGGAGCUUCAGUCCCAGGACUUCUCAAAGGGGCUCAGCUCACGUGUAUUCUAUUUUACGUCUCUUACUGCCUUUUUUAGGGGAACCUGUUUUUAAUUUAUAUGUUGUUUUCUUAAUUUUUAACUUUGUUGCAUUUUGGCAGCAAAAUUUAUCUUUGAUUUCGGGGCUUUACAAACCUAAGGUUGGCAUUAUAAUGAAGUUCCACUGGGUUCAGGUUUCUGUGAACUGUGUGGUCUAAAUUGGGAAAAUAUAUUUCCUAUAUUUGUGUCUGUUUAAAAAAAAUGUGAACAGUGAAAGUUGAGGUUGCAUGACUGGGAGGUUGACAAGUGUGCUUUUCAGCUCGUUUCUCCUUCCACUGCUCAAGUGUCCAAGAUGUUUUAAGGUGAGCAGCUUGUCCCUGUUUAUAGGUUCUGAGUUAGGGGAGACCCCAAAUCAUACCAAGGAGGGGGAGCAUAAGGCAGUUAUGGACUCCCAUGAGUGACAAGGUUAGGGAAUAAUCUCCUACUAGUGACUGUGUUCAUCCUAGCUUUAUCGAUUCUCAGUUUCUUUUCUGUCGUAUGUGUCAUAAUUAUCAUUCUUAACAGCACCAGAAUUAUCUUGCACAAGUUAGAGGUAGCAUUAUAGAGUGUCUAGUAUAAAUAUUUGGAAUCGUGAGGACCUAGGGGAUGGUAACUGGUUGAGCUUGAAUUCUACACUGUUAAGAUGGCAGCUUUGUUACACAGAAGGAGUGGGUGUUUCUUAAUAGCCUCAGUGAUCCCAAUUUUUAAAAAAUAAUAACUUGUGUUAUAAUUUUGUUGAAGGUAAACCCACUCCCUUUUUCUGAAAAGGAGCUCCUUUUUAGAUGGAAGGACUAAACGGGAUAAACCUCCAGUGAUAAAUUUCUAACACUUCUCUUAUCUGCUCCACCCCAUCCCACCUCUUUUAUCAUGUUAAACAGUCUUUUUGCUUUUCUUAUUUCUCCUCUCCUGGAGCGCUGUGAUUAGAAACCACACCCACCCUGAAUGAGGUGCGUGAACUGGGGGGAGGGAGGCUGGCUACCUGUGAAUAAACAUUGGCAGCAAUGAGGGAAAAUAAGUGUCCCUGGACUUUGGACUAGCUUGUAGCCAGAUAUUCCCAAAGCAGCAAGACCUUGUUCUCUGCAGUCUCUGAAAACAAAUAAGACCCUCACAAAUAACACACCUGCAUAAGCUUUUAAAGUAGGGAUAGUGAACCGCUACCCUACCUCACUAUAUUUUCCUUUUACUCUUUUUCUGAGGAAGCCUGGAUAUUGAUGCGCACACACAUGUGCAUGCACACACACUGCUGUUAGAGAACUGUUUGCUUACCUAAUCUGUUUAACCAUUCCUUCGUGAAGAGUGUGAGGCUGUGACUGGGGAAGAGAGGGUGACAGUAUCAAUGACCAGGGAUUGGAGAUUAAGUUUAGGGAGCUAAAAUGGCUAAAGCAACUAAAAUUUGAGAAUGCCUCCCUAGAAAACCAGUCUAGACAUUUGUGCUUCAGUUAUACUAAAGUUGGAAAAGUCAGAUUUAAACCCAGGUCAAUUUUCAGUUCAUGGGUGCUAAGUAAACAAAUGCACAGUUCCUGUAGUGGAUUUAAAUGCUUUUCUGGUGGGGGGAAGCCUGGUAUUAUUAGUUUUAAGGACUCUCAAAAGCAAUUCACGUUUAUUAAAAAAUGCACUGCGCUUACACACUCAUGCUUGGAAUCUAAGUUAAAAUUUGAGUGGAUUUGACAAAACCUAAUACACAUAGCUACAGAACUUUUUGCAAAUCUUACUCCUCUACUUAUUCAGAAGCUUCUUAGAACCUUGAAAUAGAUUCCCUUGUCUGAGGGCCAAUCCCUCUCCUGUUUUUCAAGUGAGGAACUUCUCUGAGCACCUUGACCUUUCCCUCAUUUAGUAUGUCUUCCCAGAAGGCACAUAGAUUGUUCUGCUGCCUUCAGUCAAUGUGCUUAAUUUUGGUUGUCCCCUUUCUUCUUUUUCUUUGUGGAGGAAUCUAGAAACGAUGCAUAGUGUAUCUAAAAGUACUGGGAUGAAGUAAUUUCUUUGUUUUAAAGAACUGUUUUUUCAUUUUGGCAACAUACCAAACUUAAAAAGAACAACCAAUUUACCUUUAAAAAAAAAGUUAAGACAAAAAGGGUAUACUAAGCCAAGGAGAGACAAUAUAGGCAAUAUUUUUUGGGGUCUAGUUGCAGACCAGCUUCCAGAGCUACCUGUUUUCAGUCUCUGUUCUCACCCUGACUCCCCCUAACCCCUCAAAAGAUAGAGCCCACCUGCGCCCGUGAAGUCUUACUAAUAUCAGCCACCCCAUCCCCUACGCGCUUAGAGAAGCCAGACCUAUUUAUGGUCAUCCCUAUUACUAUGUGUGUGGCAUGUGUGCACACGCAUACACGCAAGUGCGUGCGCACACAAGAUUUUCCCUAUUUGCAUUUUUAUGAUGCAAAUAAUCCAUACUUAAGAAAACAGUUUUAAAAUGAAAGGUGGUGGAGUGGUUUAGCAACUUUGCCACAGCCAGCUCUGUGAAUUUGCAGAGGCUUUAGGGCCCAGUUUAGUCUCACUUGUACAGCUUCUGGGCUGUCCCUCUCAUGGCUCAGAUUUAAGCAAUGUCACUUGAUAGAUUAGGGGGCAAAGAUUUAAAAGCUUGUCUAAAGGAAUUAAUGUGACCUUUCUGUGAUCAGUUGACCAGAUUUUAGGAAGUCUUUUUUAUUUAUGUUACUAACCUCCUCACAUUUUGAAGUUGUCUAAACUGGCUGAAAAUUAUUUUUCUUGGUGCCUUAUUGGUUUAUCCUUGCAAACCCUUUGUCAUAUCUUCAUGUAACCAUUUCCAGUGUGUGUGUGUUGUGUGUUAAUAGUGUAUGUAUGUACAAGCUUAAAAAAUGUGCCAGCAGCACUGUUUCCAAGUGGUAUUCAUUAGGCUGUUUCCUUCUGGGCCAGGGCUGCACUGAUCCUGACACUGACUGCCAGGAGAAAACCUCAUGGGUCCCACCUUGACCCUCACUAACAGCAGCCAUGACCUGCACUCUGGAGCAUGGGAGGGGAACCCCUGAGCUAGGAAAUAGAGUUAUAUAUUUUAAUUAACUUCUACCCCUGCUAAAGAGGCUUCUUUACCUUUUGUGCUCCACAGAAAGACCAAGGGAGGUAGGAGGGACAAAGCUUUGUGUAACUGCUUCCUAACACCAAAUGUGGCCAACAGGACUGAGGACAUCACAGCUGGAGGCUGGGGUGAGGUGCAGUGGCUGAGAACUCCCUGCGUCCUCUGCCUGCGCUCUCUGCCUCUCAAGUCUAAGUGAUCCUGGGGAAGAAAUGUGCCUAGGUGGGAGGGUGGUUCUGAAAGAGAAGUUAACAAAAACAUUAAAGCAGGAUGAAAGCAGGCAGUUUGUAAAUAACUAAGUAACCUGACUUGGAACUCUCAAAGGCUUCUAACAGCUUGAUGACAAAUACAGGAUUGAUUUCAGCCAGGAUACUGUCUAUGGUUUAUUUUAAGACAAUAUUAUUUUGUGUUGUUACAAACUGUAUGUAUAGUAUGUAUGUGCUGUGGGUGUAUAUAUACAUAAUAUAUAUUAUAUAUAUGAAAGAUUUAGUGACUUUUGAUACGGGUUUGGUGCAGGUGAAUUUAUUACUGAGCCAAAUGAGGCACAUACCGAGUCAGUGGUUUGAGUCCAGGGCAUUCAAUACUUUUUAAUGAUUUCCAUAUAUGUCUAGUGCCUAUCAUGCAAUAUCAUCACUAGCAUGUCCAAUCCAGAACUACCGAAUCAGAGCCAGUGAUAUUUUAUUUGUAGACAAUCAACUUGAAUCUAUAAAUUAUUACUGGUAGAUGAUUAUAAUUCAAAAUCCAUAACAUUAACAAAAGAAAACCCAGAGCAUCUUGGUAAGAAGUUUUGUUUUUGUUUGUUCCUGGGAAUGAGUAGAACAGCAGUUGUGGUUGGUUAUGUUAGUCUCAAAUACUUAAUUUGCUGACAUUAUUUCAGAAAAAAAUUUGUAUGUAUUUGUGGGAAGGUAAAAUAAUGAUUUGAGAUUUUUAUCAAAUACAGAGUAGUUAUUUAUGACAAAGAAAUGUCUAUUUUUGUUUCUUUGUUCCCACUUACUGUAGAUAAAUUUUAAAGUGCAUUAAAGCAAUGAUAAAGAAAAUAAAAA